CCAAGAUACCCCCAAGACGGCCCCAAGACGCGUUCGGACAUCUGCUCGAGGCGGGCUUGCUCGAGGCAGGCUUAAUUCUACAUCUCCCGCUUUACCUUUUCGCGCUGUUCCCCUCACGCAACCAUGGCCUUCAUGGCGAGAGCUUUUUCACUCGCUGGCCUGUUGACUACCGUGGGCGCGCAGCAGAAAUCAGACUACAAGGAAGUCAUGCCAGCAGCAGCAGGAACUGGAUAGAAUCCGGAGUGCAAGGACCUCGAGACAGUCGGCGAGUGGCAAAAUGUACAGUAGGCGGCCCAGUGCAAGAAGUAUGCCACGAUGGUGGGGGGCACGUUUUCAGAUCUGCAAUCCGGUCAGGCACCGUUCGGUUGCUCCGUGGGCGACUGGGAGACAGCUGACGAAUACUACUACGUGCCAGACGCGACGCCCAAACAUGGCCCGACAAGCCAGGAGUACCACAACGUCUGCAUCUCGAUCUCAUACACCCCACCCCCCCCACCCCCUUGCCAGGGCAUGACCUGCCUUGAGAGGUUCGUGCAUUAUUGCGAGCAGAGCAAGGCGGACUCUGGCUCCAACAACAACGCGGCGGCGCCCAGGAAGUCUCCGAAGGACAUCCUCGUUGCCCAGUGCCCCGACUGCGAUGCCGUCGCCGACACGGACAUUUGCCCAACGAAGCUUCGCUUGUACGAUGAUGCUCAGGAGGCGGAGCCGACCUCGAGGCUCGACAAGACGUCAGUUGCGGUAUCAGUGCCGCUUGGAUUGGUGUCCGCUCUCGUCGCUAUGGGUGCGCUCGCCCGCGUCUCCCGCAGCCGCGCGUCCAACCAGCCAGUGCCCGUGGAGGACGAGCAAGACUUGCUGCGCAAGUGAACGAGUACGCCUGUGGCAGUAGCUUGGGACCAGAGGACACAAAGCUUGCCGAGUCCCGCAUGCUCUUCUGAGAUGCCUCCCCGCCUGACGUGCGCAAUCGCUUUGCGCCAGCUCAGCGAUCAAAGUCGCGUGCCUCUCUCUUUCUCGCUCUUUCACACGAGCGACCCUACAUCCCGCUUACCUCCCUCCUCCCGACGUCCCCGCAGCCCUGCGUGUGCCCUGGCGCCGCUCGGAACGCAGUAAGGAGACCAACCUUCUGCAGGCUCACUGCAGGCUCUGGGCGCAGCCUCACUUUGACUUGAGUUUGAAGUUUCGCUACGCGCGAGUCGCGAGGAAGCUUCGCUCCAUUUUUCCCGUCUUCCAAACAAGUUAUGGCCAUGACGGCCCCUGGAGAACAUCAGGAUGGCCCCGAUAUCCCCCCUCCUCACCCCGCCUCGCCUGGCCCUCUUUUAUAUCCUCUUUCCUCGCCUCCCUCGUUCUCCUCUUCCUCCGCAUGCUGCCCCUCUCUCAUAUACUCAUUGCCUUUCCGAAUGGUUCUCUGCAGCGUAGAUUCUUCAGCGUGUCAACAAGUCGGUUUGCCACUCCCGCCUGGACUUAUGCUGACAUAUCGGGUUGCUGACUGUUCAGUUGCGGAGAUUUUCCGCUGGGCCGUUCGGUAUGUUCCUCGCGCCCAGGUGUGUUAGUUUGCUGGACCGUCUCGCUGGCUGGAUCCGCUUGCGGACAUCCCAGCAUGUCAGAUUGAGGUGCCUUUCGCUCCUAAUUCUUCAUGCGGCCUCCCCUCUCACAUGCUCCAUCUUCAGCGUGUCAGCAGUUUUGGGCGUGUUAGGCUGACAAGCUGGGGGGGCGCCCUUGGCCGCGCCCUACCUGCACAAGCUCCUCGCCAGCUUGAGGCACCUCCAAGACGGCGUGAGAGAGGUUUAGACGGUACCGAAGACGGCCCAAGAUCAAUCCAAGAUCGCCCAAGAUGGCAACAGCACAGCCCAAGAGGCCUCCAAGAUACCCCA
Molecule: messenger RNA, 1868 nt
Organism: Prorocentrum cordatum
Lineage: Eukaryota; Dinophyceae; Prorocentrales; Prorocentraceae
Source: the annotation of a GenBank genome assembly